GCUGACAAUUGACAUUUGUCAAAUAUCAAGUCUCGGCAUUAUUAGUGUUGAUGCGGCAAUUUUGUAAUAAAAUAAUUUAAUAGUUUUUGUGUAUUAUAUUAAAGUAAUAUUUUACGAUAAUGUUAGAUUAAUAAGCAUUUAUAUUAUAGUGAGAAUAUUGUAUUUGUUUGGUAUUUAAUUUAUGUGUGAGGUAAAAGAAGAGUUGAAAAUGAAGGAACACCGUCCUGAUUUAUGUUCGAGAUAUAUCAAGAUAUUUAUCGUCGUUUCUUGUUACUGGAUAGUUUCAAUAGCAACAGUGUUUGUAAACAAAACCCUGCUGAGCAGUCAGUCGGUGGCCCUCGAGGCUCCUCUGUUCAUAACAUGGUUCCAAUGUGUGGUGUCGUUCACUAUAUGCUACAGCUUGAGCAAGUCUGGUGGGAUACCGAAAGUGUUCACAUUCCCCUCAGGCACUCCUUGGAACAUUGAGGUUGUGAGAAAGGUGGUGCCUCUAUCUGUUAUGUUCACUCUAAUGAUAGCGACAAACAACUUAUGUUUAAAAUAUGUAGGGGUGCCUUUCUAUUAUGUUGGGAGGUCGUUGACAACAGUAUUUAAUGUGGUGUUUAGCUACAUCUUGUUAGGACAGACUACAUCAUAUCGGUGUAUAUUGUGCUGUGGGUUUAUCAUUUUCGGAUUCUAUCUUGGUGUCGACCAAGAGAGUUUGUUAGGAUCCUUCUCACUGAUUGGUACGAUAUAUGGGGUAAUCGGCUCGUUAAUGCUGUCUCUAUAUUCAAUCUUUACGAAAAAAGUACUGCCCAGUGUAAACCAAGAAGUGUGGUUGUUGUCAUACUACAAUAAUGCUUAUUCGAUCUUCCUGUUCCCUCCAUUAAUAAUGCUCAACGGUGAACUAUCAGCACUGCGGAAUUAUAACAACUUUGACAGUACAUAUUUUUGGUUCCAAAUGGUAAUUGGGGGCAUUUGUGGAUUUGCUAUUGGAUAUUUUACAUCAUUACAGAUAAAGGUGACAUCGCCGCUCACUCAUAACAUAUCCGGUACAGCAAAAGCAUGCACGCAAACAGUAAUAGCGACCCAGUGGUACAACGAAUCUAAAAAUACGCUUUGGUGGACGUCAAACGUUAUUGUCCUAGCCAGUUCAGCUCUCUACGCGAGGUUUAAACAAGUUGAAAUGGAAGAAAAUUCCAGAAAACCUAUACCUGAAGAGAAACAAAGUUUAGUGUGAUUUAUUAGAUAAUUAUAGAUAAUUUCAUCCACGAAGACGCGCCCCACUACUCUCCAUUGUAGUGUGUGUGAUCAGCAUGAGUGCACACGGCAAAUACGAUGGAUAGCAUCGGGGAAAGUGCUUGGAUCAAUUCCCUUACGACAUCCCGCAACACCCUCGCUCAAAAGGUGGUAGGGCGCGUCUCAGUAAAUGAAAUGACCUAUAGGAUAUGUGAUGUUCAAAAAUUCCUAAUUAUAUAAUGUGUAGUGGGCCAAGCACUAGUACUUGAACAUUUUUUUAUAUCUUUAUACACAGAUUAUUGGUAAAAAAGUGUUUAACAUUUUUUAUAAUAUACGAUUGUUGUUUUCAUUUAUUACUAAUUUUAGAGUGACAAAUAAUAAAUUAUUAUGUAUUUAUUAAAACAAUUUAAACAUGCCAUUUACUGCUAGUGCCUGGUGUAUAAGUCUGUGUGGUGUGUAAGUCUGUGUAUGACAUGUAUAUAUAUUUGUUGAAAUAAGUGAGUAUUUUCUUGACUGACAAAAUCCAUUUUUGCCAUUAAAAUAUGUUAAAAGGUUUUUUUUUACUUUUAGUGGCAUUCAGUCACAAAUAAUAUUACAAAUUACUAUGAUAAGUGUGAAAUACAUUAUAGAAUGUAUGUAAUUUUAUCUAUUAAGAAAGUAUGUUGUGUCUUAAAUAUAUUUAUUGUAACAUAUUUUAAUUACUUUUGUGUACAUAGAUAAACAAUUGUAAGUUGACGUAACAGAGAUGAUUCUUAUCAAACUCCUAUUGAUUUUUUUAAAUAAUUAUAUUAAUUUAAACUUCGUAGCCGUAAUCGAUAAUUUUCUUGAUCUUCCGGCACAAGUCUACUUAGCGUUGUGGCCAAAUGAAAAAUUUGUGAAAUAUUCUUGUCUUAGAUUAUCACCAUUUUCGCGGUGGCAGGCAUCAAUAAAUAAUCUUAUAACUCUGUUAUAAUUGGUUGAAAACCAAAUUUAGUUUCCAUUUCAUUAUAAGAAAAAGCCUCAGUUAUUAGUAUGGUAAGAGCAUAAUAAACUUCUUUUUGUUAGACAUCCUUGAUAUAGAUAUUUUUUUAUUUAUGUGUGUGAUAUAAGGUACAUAUUGUAUUUACUAUGCAUUUGUAUAUUUAUUUGUUUUUAGUAAAUAGUAUAAUUUUAUAAUAAU
Molecule: messenger RNA, 2374 nt
Organism: Manduca sexta (tobacco hornworm)
Lineage: Eukaryota; Metazoa; Arthropoda; Insecta; Lepidoptera; Sphingidae
Gene: nac
Product: GDP-fucose transporter 1
Exons: 5
Coding region: 182-1216 (344 amino acids)
Biological process (GO): protein O-linked glycosylation via fucose; GDP-fucose import into Golgi lumen
Cellular component (GO): Golgi apparatus
Molecular function (GO): antiporter activity
Source: RefSeq, a predicted model, not a curated record